Penaeus monodon (black tiger shrimp) is the source of this 3486-nucleotide messenger RNA. Its product is annotated as FK506-binding protein 5-like. NCBI's taxonomy places the organism in Eukaryota, Metazoa, Arthropoda, Malacostraca, Decapoda, Penaeidae. The record is from RefSeq and is a predicted model, not a curated record.
CGCCCUUCGAGCCUCAGACUCUCUUCGGGAGGGCCGGAGUGAGGAGGUCCGUUUCGCUAGUGCCAGUGCGUGUGAUGAGAGUGAGAUAAGAUUCUGUACAUAAACAAUCUCUUGACUGAAAUAGACUCACAGUGAGAAGAACACUCAAAUAAUGUUCAGAAAAAGAUCCCUCGUGGCAUAAAAGUGAUCAUGGAAAGCAUCAAGCGAAGGCACAUUGAUUCGAACCUCGCGGAACAGAGCAUACAGUUUCACAAGCAAAGUCUUUCGGAGGAAAAGGAAGAAGUGGGAACUAUCCAAAGGAGAGUCGAGAUCGUCCAUGACUAUUUCUCCACCGAGGCCGAGUGCUGUGUUCCGUCUGGACUGAGUUAUUGCAAUAAGUGUGAUUCUGGACCUUCCUGUUGCGUGUAUCUCAGUGACGAGGACGAUUCGAGUGAUCCCACGUCCUCUUCUGUGGACGAUGCUGGUCACGUAAACAAGCGCGCACACUAUGAGGAUUUUCGAGGAGGAGACGAAGGGGAAGGGGAAUAUUAUGAAGACGCAGAGGGUCGCUACGAAGAAGAGGAUGAAGAGGGAGAAUACGUUUUAGACGACGAAGGGGAGUAUUUUGUAGACAGCCAGAGCGACUCGAAUAACAAAGAGGAGGACGGCGGCAACGGCGACGAGGACCUGAUAACCUUCUCGAGUAGCAGUGACUUCAGCCCCGACAGUCUGGAGGAGGUUUGUGCACGCAAAGCCAAGGACGACGUGCAGAACCCAGCUACCGAGGAGGACGUCAGCCAGCAGACUUCCGACGACUCUCUGACGCCUCGAAACACAAGCAUGGACGACAUUGAGACGAUAGCGUACACAAGGUUGCCCGAGGAUGAGGAAGAGAAGGAGGAUAGUCACCAGUCUUUCAUACAGAACUUGAUGGAUGAACCUAUCCUCGAGGACUGCCCUCAGAUCAUCCUCCCGCGACCCAGCCUCAUCAAGGCAUCCGAAGAGACAGACAGGGAGAAGCUACGAGCACUAAUCUCGGAGAUCGAGGCGUACCUGAAGGAGACGACAAUGCUUCUGGAGAGCGCCACGACAUACACCUCUGCUACAAAGAGUCGUGAGAAAGGGUCGAAAGAGUCACCUGACGAAGGACAGAAAAUCGAAUCGAAGAAGUGUUCGGAUUCAGUCGCUAAGGAGCCGUCCUCUGUACAUGCAACUCUUCCUCUCAGAUCAGAUAAGCCGCAGAGAUCAGCUGAAAGGAAAAUCGAGGAACCUGCUAUGCCAAGUCCUCUCUCGACAACUGUACACGGGAAUUUAGAGACUACGCGUGCCAAUCGUCCCUCUGAUAUCCAACCAGCAGAGGACCCGAAACAAACUCACGACGCCACAGUUGAAAUUCGCGUAAGCCCACCUGCUGCUAAUCAGCUUCCUAAGAUCAAGUCUGAACCCCCUGGAAACCUCGAGGGGGAUUCUCGGGGUCUGACAGAUUCACAUGAGAGCCAGGUAAGUGAGGGAGAACACAAGUCUCUCUUCAAAAGUGUAGCUACGGACGUCUCUCACGCAUCUACGAGACUCACCGACAGUCCGGAUAUCUACAAGUCUCUUUUGGAAACACACAACCUGGCCGAGACCGAGUACUAUUCAGCAGUAGAGACGUCGACGGAAGUUCUAGACGCUCUAGAAUGGGAGGAUAAGGAGGCUAAAAGGAAAGACAAGAAGCAGUCGAGGAUUAUUUACAAGCCCGAUGAGACGACCCAAGGCGACGAUAUCUGCUUCACGAGCCCCAGAAAUCGACGGACGUGGCUCGCGGCCUUUGAGGAACUCGAGGAUAGCUUCGACAGUGCAAUUAAAAGCGGUGAGAAGCAACCUUCCGACGUGUGCAAUACGGAAAAGGCGGAAAACGAGGCCGCGUCAGACGCCAGUGAGACUCCUAAAAUCACGGACGCGAAGCAAAGCCGUCGGCGCUGCGAGUCGCCUCCCCCGACGAUUUCAUGCUUAGAGAAUCUCGAAAAACUGUGCAGGCGGCUGAGUCUAGAGCGAGAGAAAUAUUCGGAGCAAAUGUGCACGAUUGACAGACCUUCUCCAGUGGGGAUGGAAGAUAAUAGUUAUGCGUGUAGCGAAGAUAAUGAAAUGUUCUCGACGUCAACCAUAUCGGAAACGGAAAAUGACAUCACAGCCGAUAAGCCUUACACUGUGCGAAUGGCAGGGCAGAAAGGGGACAAAGAGAACUCGGGAACUAACGUACACCAUUUGGAUAAUAUAAUCAAGGGAGAUUUAAACCAAAACAAGCCGGAAUUUCAUCAUCCACUCGCUAAAGAGACGGGAUGUGCCUUCAAAGAAAACGGAGGACUCGCCUCAGCCAAAGAAAAUGAAAAGACAAGGGCGAGAUGGGACACUAAAGAAACUUUAAAGUUUCAGUAUAUCGAUUCCAAACUGGAUGAAAUAUUCAGUUCUGUCGAAGAUGAAGUUUCUCACACCACUUAUUCAAAUCUUGUAAAUCAAAUGGUGAAAGGCCAAGCAAAGAUUCAAAUGCGAAGUCACGAUGAUACAUUGUAUGCAAGCGGAAAACAAGUCCAGAAGCAGUUGAAUGAAAUUCUAAACGGAAUGGACUCCAUGUACGAGUCUUACCUAAAGAAAAGGAAAUCCCUGGACCUCACACACGAGCCUAAGAAUUUUACGGAUCUUAAAUUCCCUGAAGGAAACAUUUUCCGAACAAAAGCCGAGUCUCCGGACGCGACCGCCGAGAAGAGAAGAGAAACCAAGAGCGAGCUGGACGCCUUCAGGGACAUCAUCGAUAUCUCCGAAGACCUGAAGAACCUGUGUGUGUUCCACGUCAACAAGCCCGGCUGGGACUCCGCCGCCACAGACCCCCACAGCAGGAGUCCGACGCCCCGGGAAGGAGCCGACGUCGAGUCCUCCUUCCCGGACUUCUACGAGAGUGACGGCGCGACCCCGGAGGCUGAGGCGAAGGAGUUCGUCCCCGACGGCAAGCCACGGGACUCGCCCUCGCACGUCAGAGAUCCCUGUAGGAGGUCCUCGAAGGAGUGGGAAGGAGAGGCUGGCGUGGGCUCCUUCUUGGCCACUAUGAAGGAGGAGAACUUGCGCUGCUACAAGGUGACGCUGGAUUACCUGCAGAAGAUAUCGGCCUCGCAAGGAGACACGGGGGAACGCGGGAACACAAACGGAGAUGACGUCAUCACCUUGCCAGCCAAUCAUCGACGUCAGACUGAGGAUAAGGUGAGUUCACCAGCUUGACUUCGUGCAGGUGGUAACAGGUGGUAACAGGUACCCUUCAGUCAGAUGGUUGAAGCGGAGAUUAGACCAGCUGGUUGUUGCAGAUGGUGUAAGAUAGUUGCAAUAAUGCCCAUAGCUUUAUCAAGACCAGCUUUAAGUAUGUACCGAAAGUGAUGUUUAAAAAUAAACGUAAACAUUUAUAUUUCUACGAUUAUAUAUCUGCCAUUAAUAAGAAGCCAUGUUGAUGAUGAAAUCAAAUAAAACACGAAUACUUAU